Molecule: messenger RNA, 852 nt
Organism: Papaver somniferum (opium poppy)
Lineage: Eukaryota; Viridiplantae; Streptophyta; Magnoliopsida; Ranunculales; Papaveraceae
Product: putative disease resistance protein At3g14460
Exons: 3
Coding region: 1-852 (283 amino acids)
Biological process (GO): defense response to fungus
Source: RefSeq, a predicted model, not a curated record
AUGAGCAGCUUGGAAGAGUGGCAAGAUGUUUCCGUAUCAUCAUCUUCGAGUUUUCCUUGCCUUGAGGAAUUGAAAGUCGUGUACUGCAUUAAGUUAAAAGUGAUGCCAAAGCAACUUCCGUCGCUGAAGAAGUUCUACUCUUAUUGCUGUAACCGCAAGCCAAUUCAUUCAUUUGUGGAGAACCUGCCAUCACUAACCUCUGUCGUAAUUGAGCACUGCCUGGGGACAGAUUCUUUUCCUUUGGGGUUGGGGAAAUAUGGUUCCUUGAGGAAAUUUCAUAUAGUCGGAGGACGACUUCAUCCAGAGUGUGUGAGGGGUAUAGAAUGUCUCCCCCAACUUGAAUCUCUUCAUAUUGGUGCUGCAUACGAACAGCUGAAUUUCUGUCCAUUUCCGGAUGCCAAUGUUAAAGGAGGAACUUAUUUUCCGGCGCUCUGUGAUUUACUAGUUACAGGAUGGUCCAAUCUGGAAUGUUUGCCAGAGCAAAUGCAGUACAUCAAAUCCUUGGAGACAUUGAAGAUCAGUUCUUUGCACCAGUUGGAGGCUCUGCCAGAGUGGUUGGGUAAUUUGGUUUCCCCAAGGAAGUUGAGAAUAGAGUUUUGUCGAACUCUUAAGCAUCUGCCUUCGCAGGAGCAGAUGCUACGCCUCACCCGACUUCGAAAGCUGACUAUUGAUCGCUGUGAUGAAUUAGCAAAGAGAUGUGAGAAAGGAGGAGAGGAGGCUUUUAAGAUAUCUCCCAAGGUAAGGUGCAAAGAGGAGUUGUUUGUGCAGAACACAGCUUGGAAGAAACGUCAAGAUGUCCUGGGUUCCAGUUCCAGUUUUUUUGUGAAUUCUAUAAUUUUCUUGAAGGCAUAG